AAAAAAAUUUAUUAUGAUACUUUGACGACUACGAUAAACAACGGUUCUAUUUUUUUUGAGGUCAUCCUUUGAUAAUAGUUAAAACAACAGUGUUUUUCUCUAAACUAAAAUAAUACAUAUUAUUAAAAAUGGCUUUUGCUUCACCAAUGCCAAGCAACGAAUUUCUCUGGGAUGUAUUUAACAGAGUUGAUAAGGAUCGUUCUGGCUCAAUAACAUCUGAUGAGCUUCAACAGGCACUUUCUAAUGGCACCUGGACACCAUUCAAUCCAGAAACUGUUCGUUUGAUGAUUGGAAUGUUUGACAUUGAUAAAAGUACAACUGGAAAUGAUGCAACAGGUAUGUUUGACAAAAGUGGAAAUGGAACAGUCAGCUUUGAGGAAUUUGGUGCACUAUGGAAAUACGUAACUGAUUGGCAAAAUUGUUUCCGUUCAUUUGAUCGUGAUAACAGUGGUAACAUUGAUCGUAAUGAAUUGAAAACAGCACUCAAUAAUUUUGGAUAUCGUUUAUCAGAGGGUCUUGUUGAUAUGCUCAUCAGAAAAUAUGAUCGUUUAGGAAGAGGAACAAUUUAUUUUGAUGAUUUUAUUCAAUGCUGUAUUGUACUUUAUACAUUGACAUCAGCAUUCAGAAAAUAUGACACUGAUCAAGAUGGUGUCAUUACAAUUCACUACGAACAAUUCUUGAGCAUGGUAUUCAGUCUUAAAAUUUAAAUUAAUAUUUAAUUUCUGAGCAACAUUAUUUUAUUAAUUAUUAAUAAAAUAUUAUAAUCAUUAUUAUCAUGUUUU
Molecule: messenger RNA, 782 nt
Organism: Aphidius gifuensis
Lineage: Eukaryota; Metazoa; Arthropoda; Insecta; Hymenoptera; Braconidae
Gene: Alg-2
Product: programmed cell death protein 6
Exons: 4
Coding region: 129-707 (192 amino acids)
Molecular function (GO): calcium ion binding
Source: RefSeq, a predicted model, not a curated record